Penicillium malachiteum is the source of this 1584-nucleotide messenger RNA. Its product is annotated as dihydroxy-acid dehydratase. The record is from RefSeq and is a predicted model, not a curated record. NCBI's taxonomy places the organism in Eukaryota, Fungi, Ascomycota, Eurotiomycetes, Eurotiales, Aspergillaceae. The transcript is spliced from 5 exons. Bases 1 to 1584 code for a protein of 527 amino acids. Gene Ontology annotation, molecular function: hydro-lyase activity.
AUGUAUUCCGACUAUGAUUUGGAUAAGCCGAUCGAGGCAAAAGUUGGUCUUCGUCAAGGCUUAACCUCAUAUGGCGAUGCCCAUUUCUCUCUAUUCCUGCGCAAAGUAUUCAUCAAAGCACUCGGAUAUAGCGAGGAGUCUAUUGAGAAGCCUAUUAUCGGAAUCGUGAACACAUUCUCUGGCUUCAAUCCAUGUCACGCAAAUGUACCUCAACUCAUUGAGGCUGUUAAGCGUGGUGUUCACCUCGAUGGUGGCCUCGCAGUGGAAUUCCCAACAAUCAGUAUCCAUGAAUCGUUUUCGUCGCCUACAAGCAUGUACCUGCGCAACUUGAUGAGCAUGGAUACUGAGGAGAUGAUCCGGCCCCAGCCUUGUGAUGCAGUGGUCCUUAUUGGAGGAUGUGAUAAAACAACAGUGACCCAGCUGAUGGGUGGACUCUCUGCAAAUAAGCCAAUUCUACACCUUGUCACCGGGCCAAUGAUGACAGGCAAGUUCAAAGGUGUUCGUAUUGGUGCAUGCACAGACUGCCGAAACAACUGGGCCAAAUUCCGGGCUGGAGAGAUUGAUAUUGAAGAUAUUUCCGCCAUCAAUGAGGAGUUAGCACCCGCGGGCGGUACUUGUGGAGUAAUGGGCACAGCCAGCACGAUGGCGUGUGUUCUGGUUGGUCUUGGAUUGAUGCCAUUUGCUGGAGCUUCCCCUGCUGCAGUUUCAUCUGCCCGUUUACGCGUCGCAGAAAAAACGGGCAGUAAUGCAGUAAAGUCAUGCCAGCAAUCCGAGCCUCUGCGGCCCCAGACUCUUCUGACACGGGAGUCAUUUCUGAACGCCAUUACAGUUCUCCAAGCAAUAGGAGGCUCCACCAAUGUGGUUGUUCAUCUAAUGGCUAUUAUUGGACAGCAUCCGAGUGUUUCAGGGACUAUCACUCUGGAAACUUUCAACGAGAUUGGAGCACAGACUCCUCUUCUAGUUGAUUUGAAGCCUAGCGGCUCAAACUAUAUGGCAGAUUUUCAUGACUCGGGCCUGACACUAGGUCAAAAAUUGGCAAAGGCCGCGCCAAUGUCAUUACCACAAGAGCUGAGCUGUAUCCAAUCUUUUGACAAGCCACUCUAUAGAAAAUCGUCGUUGGUGGUUCUCAAAGGAAAUCUCGCCCGGGAGGCGCUGCAUGACCCGAUUCCUCGGAAGCUUAGCACCAAAGGUGUCUCUGAUAUGAUACGCAUAUCUGAUGGUCGCAUGAGUGGAACUGCUGGUGGAACUAUUGUACUCCAUGUAUCCCCUGAGGCGGCUAAUCUCUCAUCGGUUCUUGGUAUCGUCCAGAGUGGCGAUACUAUCUCUCUCGACGUGGAAGCAAGGAUUUUGAACGUUGACAUCACAGAUGAAGAGAUUCUUCGGCGACAGGAAACUAGAAAGGAGGCAAUGACAAAAGAGCAGGCCCUUGGGUGCAAAAAGAGACUACUAGAGGCUAUCGAGGUCUCUACAUUCGUUCAGUCACUCAAGCUGAGCAUGGCGCUGAUUUUGAUUUUCUUCGGUCUACAUACACUGGACCUGCUAGUGACCAUUUUUGAACACGAAAGAGUGGAUAGUGUUAUCUGA